Drosophila navojoa is the source of this 4371-nucleotide messenger RNA. It is a transcript of the gene Dp1, whose product is annotated as satellite-binding protein 1 Dp1. The record is from RefSeq and is a predicted model, not a curated record. Lineage: Eukaryota; Metazoa; Arthropoda; Insecta; Diptera; Drosophilidae. Gene Ontology annotation, molecular function: mRNA binding.
CCACUGCGGAAAACGCCAUGUGGCAACACGCCUGCAUUUUGCCACGUUCGCUCAGUUGCUCAUUCAUUCACUUUACUUGGAGUUGAUAUCCGCUUCGUCUGGAGACACGCCAAGUUGAUCAAACUGGAUUUUGUUAAAGGACAAAUAUAGGCCGGAUUUUUUGGAUUUUACAGUACAUGUUACUGUAACGACUUGGAACGAAAAAGGACUCUUCUCUUUUUUUAAGUAAUGCAAGCAGCAGUGAUGGAGGAAUCUAACGCAACUACUAUUGAGCAACAACCAAACGCACUCAACAAUGGCCAGGAGCUGGUGUCGUCCAACGAUCAGCCAUCGUCGCCCACUCCGGUAGCCACGCCCACCAGCAGCACCGGCACCGACAAUGCCCAGCCCACGUUUAGCUAUGACGAUCUGUUCCCGGCUUUGCCGACGAACUCGUCAUCAGGCGCACCCCUUGCAGCGCCCGCAAUUGCGCGUGUAACUAGCUCGCAGAAAACUCAGGUUCUGCAUGUGCCUAUGGAGGAGCGCAAAUCGACGGAAUCGGAGAAAUUCGGCGAAGGCGAAUCGAAGCGCAUUUGCCAGCAGAUAACGAAGGAGACGGGCGCUCAGAUUGAGAUUGUCAGUGGCAAGAAUCAAUCGCUAACGUUCCUGAUCAAGGGCAAGCAGAGCGAGUUGCUCGAUGCGCGUCGUAAGAUCCUCAUGAGCUUCUCGACGCAGGCCAGCCGUCAGGUGAACGUGCCUCGUGAGCAUUAUCGCGUCAUCCUGGGCAAGCGUGGCGACCGCCUGCGUGAACUGGAGCGUGCUACAUCGACUCGCAUCAAUAUCCCACAUCAGGGUGAUGAGAGCGAUGUGAUCACCAUUGCCGGCACCAAGGAGGGCAUCGAGCGGGCCGAGCAGGAGAUACGCCAAUUGUCUGCGGAGCAGUUUAAAAAGUCAUCGGAUCGGAUAUCGGUGCCGAAGAUCUAUCAUCCGUUCAUUGUUGGCCCCUAUAAUGAGAAUCUGAACAAGCUGCAGGAGGAGACAGGCGCCAAGAUCAAUGUGCCGCCGCAGCAGGUGCAAAAGGAGGAGAUCAUUAUUUCGGGCGAAAAGGAUGCUGUUGCCGCUGCCAAGGCCAAGGUGGAGGCCAUCUACAAGGAGAUGGAAAAGAAAUGCUCGACGGUCAGUGUUGAGGUGGCCAAGCCACAGCAUCGCUAUGUAAUCGGACCCAAGGGCUCAACCAUUGCUGAGAUCCUCCAGUUGACGGGCGUUUCCGUUGAGAUGCCACCCAAUGACUCAAUCUCGGAGACGAUUACGUUGCGUGGUCCUCAAGUCGCUUUGGGCAAUGCUCUCACUGUUGUCUACCAGAAGGCCAAUUCGGUGAAAUCGGUGGAGAUCAAUGCACCGCAUUGGAUCCAUAAGUAUGUGAUUGGACGCAAGGGUGCGAAUAUGAAGCAACUCGAAGAGGAUUGCCCCAAUGUCAAUGUUAAUUGCUUGGAGGACAAGAUCAAGCUAGAGGGUGAUCCCGAGAAUGUGGAUCGGGCUGUCACGUACUUGAACGACAUCAUACGCAACUAUGAGGAGAACUUCACUUACGAGGUGAUGACUGUGAAUCCAUCGUACUACAAGCAUAUUAUUGGCAAAGCGGGCGCCAAUGUGAAUCGCCUCAAGGAUGAGCUGAAGGUGAACAUCAACAUUGAGGAGCACGAAGGCCAGAAUAACAUACGCAUCGAAGGCCCCAAGGCCGGUGUGCGUCAAGCGCAUCGAGAAUUACAAGAAAAAAUCGACAAACUGGAAAAUGAAAAGUCAAAGGAUGUCAUCAUCGAUCGUCGGCUGCAUCGCUCUAUCAUCGGUGCCAAGGGCGAGAAGAUUCGUGAAGUCAAGGAUCGUUAUCGUCAGGUGACAAUUACGAUACCGACACCCCAGGAGAAUACUGAUAUUGUUAAGCUGCGCGGUCCCAAGGAGGAUGUGGACAAAUGCCAUAAGGAUCUAAUGAAGCUGGUCAAGGAAAUCCAAGAGUCAUCGCACAUCAUCGAAGUGCCAAUAUUCAAGCAAUUCCAUAAGUUUGUCAUUGGCAAGGGCGGCGCCAACAUCAAAAAGAUUCGUGACGAGACCCAAACGAAAAUCGAUCUACCCGCCGAAGGCGAUACCAACGAGGUGAUUGUCAUCACUGGCAAAAAGGAGAACGUACUGGAGGCCAAGGAGCGCAUUCAAAAGAUUCAGAACGAACUCUCCGAUAUUGUUACUGAAGAGGUGCAAAUAUCGCCCAAGUACUACAACUCCAUCAUUGGCACCGGUGGCAAGCUGAUUUCCUCCAUCAUGGAGGAGUGUGGCGGUGUAACCAUCAAGUUCCCCAACAGCGACUCCAAGAGCGAUAAGGUCACGAUUCGCGGUCCCAAGGAUGAUGUGGAGAAAGCCAAGGCACAGUUGCUGGAGCUGGCCAAUGAGCGGCAACAGGCCUCGUUUAGCGUGGAGGUGCGCGCCAAGCAGCAGCAUCAUAAAUUCCUGAUUGGCAAGAAUGGUGCAUCCAUACGCAAGAUUCGUGAUGCGACGGGCGCACGCAUCAUUUUCCCCUCGAACGAUGAUACUGACAAGGAGGCCAUCACUAUCAUUGGCAAGGAGGAGAGCGUGAAGAAGGCCAAAGAGCAGCUCGAGGCGAUCAUCAAGGAGUGCGACGAGGUUACUGAGGGCGAGGUUAUCGUUGAUCCCAAACAUCAUAAACACUUUGUGGCCAAGCGUGGCUCCAUCCUGCAUCGCAUAUCGGAGGAGUGUGGCGGCGUUAUGAUUUCCUUCCCACGUCCUGGCACCAACUCCGAUAAGGUGACCAUCAAAGGCGCCAAGGAGUGCAUCGAGGCGGCUAAGCAACGCAUCGAGGAGAUUGUUGCCGAUCUGGAGGCGCAGACAACCAUUGAGGUGGUCAUACCUCAGCGUCAGCAUCGCACCAUUAUGGGUGCACGCGGCUUCAAGGUGCAGCAGGUCACCUCCGAGUUCGAUGUGCAGAUCAAGUUCCCCGAUCGUGAUGCUACAGAGCCCGUCGAACAUCUAACCAAUGGCGUCAAUGGCGACGGUGAGGCCAGCGGGGAGGGUGAGCCAGCGGCGGAGCCGGUGCGUCAAUGCGAUGUCAUUCGCAUCACCGGACGCAUCGAGAAGUGCAACGCAGCAAAGCAGGCGCUGCUCGAUCUUAUACCCAUCGAGGAAGAGCUGACAGUUCCUUUCGAUCUGCAUCGCACCAUAAUUGGUCCGCGUGGCGCUAAUGUGCGUCAGUUUAUGUCCACGCACGAUGUCCAUGUGGAGCUACCGCCCAGCGAUCUAAAGUCGGACAUCAUCAAGGUCUCUGGCACGCCGGCUCGUGUGGCGGAAGCACGCGAAGCGCUCGAAAAGAUGAUUGCGGACUAUGAGGCAGAUCGGGCUGAUCGCGAACUGCGCUCGUAUGUGCUCCAGAUUGAGGUCGAUCCGGAAUAUCACUCGAAGCUCAUCGGUCGCCAGGGUGCAGUCAUUAAUAAGCUGCGCGCCGAUUAUGAUGUCAAUAUCUCGCUGCCUAAGCGGGACGAUCCCAAUCAGCGCAUUAUUUCCAUAACCGGCUACCAGGCCAAGGCCGAGGCAGCUCGUGAUGCCAUCCUGGAGAUUGUCGGUGAAUUGCAGACGUUGCAUCGUGAGGUCAUCGAAAUUGAUACGCGCAUCCAUUCGCACAUCAUUGGACAUCGUGGACGCACCAUCCGCAAGGUCAUCGAUGAUUACAAGGUGGACAUAAAAUUCCCAUCAUCGGAUGAUGCUCAAGCCAAUCCAAAUGCUGUGACCAUCAUUGGCAAGGAGGAGGAUGUGGAGAAUGCCAAGGAAAUGCUCUUGAGCAUGGCUGAGGAUUAUGAGCGCGAUUACUUGGAGAAUUUGCCGCCAUCGCCGCAACCGCAAACGGUGGGCGCCUUUCUCACUGGUGGCGCUGGCGCCAGCUCCGGUUCGGGCGGCGGCAACGGCGGCAAUAGCAAUGAGAACGGUUUCAUCAUGAAGGAUGCGCCGUGGGAGAAGAAACAGCAAGCCAAGAAUCUAAUUGCGCCCAAUACCCAAUCGCAGGAGGAUUUCCCGGUAUUUGCUGCCGGCGGUGCUUCUGUAGCGGCCACGCCCAUUACCUCGGUGUGGGGGCCGAAGAACUAAGAGAGAGUUAAUAGUCCAAUCAGCGCCAGCUGCAGAAAGCGACGGGGAUUCGGGGUAAACGAAACGGAACAGAACGGGCGGGCGGGCGUGCUCGGUCGGAGUCCUUAGUCGAAAACUAGUGUCAAAAACAAAAACAAAAAUAUGGUACAGGUUGUCUCUCUCCCUCUCACUAUCACCUUCUGUCUCGCACAUACUUCUCCUUCACACACUCUCCCAGGAGCUUUUCUACAAUGCAAUUCAGAAAGAAAC